AUGCGCCGUUCGAAUUCAUGUGACACGUCACCCGUCUUUCUCGGUCUGGUGUACGUGAGUCAUAAUGCGAGCGGAGGAAGAAGCAGCGGGGAAGGAAUCUUCUACGAAUCUACUGGGAUGCGUGGACAGUCCAGUGUGAGAGAAGUGGACGUCGCCACAGGGAAGGUUCUCAAGAAGGUGCCUCAGAGCGCUCCGGUGUUCAGUGAAGGGCUCGCACUCAUCAACGACAGGCUGUUUCAGUUAGCGUGGCAGGUGAAAACGGGAACGAUAUACAACCGCAAAAGUUUGCAAAAGAUAGGCAGCUUCCGCCACCAGAUGACGGACGGUUGGGGCCUGUCAACGUACAAUAAGUCGCUGCUGGUGGGCUCCGAUGGCACCUCCUACAUCUACUUCAUCAGCGCAACCACCUUCAAGACGCUGCACAAGGUGAAGGUGACGGAUGGCGGCACACCUAUAGCGUGGAUCAAUGAGCUUGAAGUGCGGGGCGGGCGUAUCUAUGCCAACGUGUGGCAGACGGAUUGCAUCGCGGUGAUCGACCCGCUGUCAGGGCGAGUGGCGGCCUGGAUGGACCUGCAGCGCCUGCGGGCGCUAGCAGCAGCCCAAGUGAAGCCCAACCAGGAGUUUGAUGUGCUGAACGGCAUUGCAUGGGAUGCACAACAGAGGCGCCUCUUUGUCACGGGGAAAUACUGGCCUCGGGUGUUCCAGAUCGCUCCCAAGACCCUCACAAGAUCAACUGCUGAUGACGUGGCAGCCAUUCGGCUGAGCCACGUGGUGGUGCUCAAGAGCUUCGCCAUGAAGCCGAUGCCAGGUGUCAGGCUCACAUUGGUCACUCGGGACGUGCACACGCCUUACAGCGGCAUGCUGCCAGGCCUCGUGGCCGGCCACUACACGUACGACGACUGUCACAUCGACCUGCGCCCCUUGGCCCAACUCACCAACGCUCGCCUGCUGCACUGCUGCGCCUCUGGCAUUGACCUGGAUCAACGUGCUGUGGUGCUGGCGGAUGGGCGCCCCCCCAUUCGCUACGACGUACUGUCCAUUGAUAUCGGGAUCACUCCACUGCAAUCAGUGCCAGGAGCAAAGGAGCUCACCCUCCCAGUGAAGCCCAUCGACUCCUUCACCCACCGCUGGGAGGCUCUGCGGUCACGCAUCCUCUCCCUCGCCCCUGGCUCUAGUGUCCGUGUGGUGGUGGUGGGAGGGGGCGCAGGAGGGGUGGAGCUGCUUCUGGCCAUGCAGCACCGACUGCAGCAGGACUGCCUGGUUCUCGAUGCUGCAGUGGUGGCAGUGAGACAACGAGGAGUGGAGAGCGGUGGAGAGGGAGGGGAUAGAGAGGGAGCGGUGGAUGGGGCGGAAGGGGAGGUCGGCAGGGGAAGCAGCAGCGGGGCGGGUGGAGGGGAAAAGAGAGAGUCGGCGGUGCAAGGAGGGGUGCUGGUCUUGGAAGGGGGAGAGGAGGUGGAGUUUGACGAGUGUGUGUGGUGCACACAGGUGGGUGUGCUAGUGUGCGUGAGUGAGCAAGAGGGCCUAGCUCUCGACAGCAACGGCUUCAUCCGAGUGGGGGACACACUAGAGUCGAUCAGCCAUAGAGGGGUGUUCGCCGCAGGGGAUAUCCACUCGUCAAUUGCCCAUAUCCCCCCACCUCCCGCCUGCCCCAUCUCCUGCCAAACCCCCCCAACCUCCUACGUAACACCCCUGCUUCCCAGGGAGGAGCAGCCUCCUGGCUUGGCCAAACGGGACCGCAUAGACCGGGCGUUCAUGCAGCAGUUCAACCAACUACCUGCCAUGCCGUCACCUCCUCUCCCCACCAUCCCCGUCGCACACACGGCCGGGCCUGAAGCGCUCCUGGCACUCAAAAGCAUGCCCAUGCGGUGUGGGGGGUGUGGCUCCAAGGUCGGCUCUUCCCUUCUCUCCCGCGUCCUCACUCGUCUCGCAGCUCUCCCCAGCCGCCCGCCUGGCCACCCGGAAAUCCUCCUGGGGCUUGACUCACCUGAUGAUGCCGCUGUGCUGGCGAUUCCACCUGAGGGAAAGGGCGGCUGUCAGAGCCCAGUGUUGGUGCAAACGGUCGACUUCUUCCGCUCCUUCCUCUCCGAUCCGCACACCUUCGGCCGCAUUGCCGCCCUACAUGCUCUCAGUGACUGCUUCGCCAUGGGUGCUGACCCCGUCUCAGCGCUCGCUAUAGUCACACUGCCCUAUGGUACCGAGGAGAAGAUGGAGGAGGAGCUUUUCCAGGUCAUGGCAGGGGCCAUCCGCGAAUUGGAUGCUGCCACGUGUCAGCUGGUGGGAGGGCACACUGUGGAGGGUGCUGAGCUGUCGCUGGGGUUUGCUGUCACGGGAUUGGCUGACAGAGACCGGCUGCUGAGAAAGGCGGGCAUGCAUGAGGGAGAUGCCAUCAUUCUCACCAAGCCCAUCGGCACGGGAGUCAUCUUUGCAGCCAACAUGCGAUGCAAGGCCAAGGGACGGUGGGUGGAUGGGGCGAUCGAUAGCAUGCUGGUGUCUAAUCAGAAAGCAGCGUCCAUUGCAUUGCAACAUGGGGCCUUGGCUGCUACUGAUGUCACGGGGUUUGGCUUACUUGGCCACCUGGUGGAAAUGACAACAGCAUCUCGAGUUACUGUAACAAUCGACCCCUCUACAAUCCCCAUUAUGGACGGUGCACGGCAGUGUGUGGAGGAUGGCAUUUUCAGCUCGCUGCAGGAUUCGAACCUGCGCCUGAGACGAGCAAUCACCAACUACGAGGAGGCAUCCGCCCAUCUGCUCACUCUGCUCCUCUUCGACCCGCAAACAGCCGGAGGGCUGCUCUUUUCUUUCCAUCCCUAA
Molecule: messenger RNA, 2811 nt
Organism: Closterium sp. Naga37s-1
Lineage: Eukaryota; Viridiplantae; Streptophyta; Zygnematophyceae; Desmidiales; Closteriaceae
Source: the annotation of a GenBank genome assembly